This is a messenger RNA of Bradysia coprophila, 2426 nucleotides long. It is a transcript of the gene nvy, whose product is annotated as CBFA2/RUNX1 partner transcriptional co-repressor nervy. Gene Ontology annotation, cellular component: nucleus. The record is from RefSeq and is a predicted model, not a curated record. NCBI's taxonomy places the organism in Eukaryota, Metazoa, Arthropoda, Insecta, Diptera, Sciaridae. Gene Ontology annotation, molecular function: transcription corepressor activity. Gene Ontology annotation, biological process: negative regulation of DNA-templated transcription; DNA-templated transcription.
AAACUGCCGGGUGAAUGGUGUGAUACAUUAUUCAGUUUUGUGUAGAGAGUAUCGUCGAACGGACGUCUGGAAGAAGUCGUGUGUUCAUGGCUAUAUAUAAAACAAAUUUUGUGGUUUGGUAAAUUUGAAGUGAAAAUUGAAUUGUUUAAUUAAGAAAAAUUAAUUUCUCCAUGCAAUAAACUCAAAGUGUAACAAGAAUUAUAAACAACAAUUUUGCUUGUGGAUUUAAAUGAGAGAAUGAUGGCUUUGGAUGCAAAAGCAAUCAAAGAAGAGGUUUUGGACAAGGAUAUGUAUGAAUCAAACGCUAGACGAGUCAAAGGUAAAGACCGCUGCAGAACGCCCGAUUCACCCGAAAGCGUACAAGUGAUGGACCCAAAGUCGCCAAUUUCGCCACAGCAUCACAGUUCGCUCGCUCCGCCAAGAUCUAAUCGUAACGGUAGCUCAUCACCAAUAGUGAAUGGAUCGACAACACCUCCACCCACCUCGACCGCAACGACACAACAAACUUCGACUCCAUCGCUUUUACAGGAUUCAGGCAGAGCUGUAACCAAAGUAAAGAAAUUUCUCGGCGCGUUAGUACAGUUUAGUCAAGAUACUAGUCCGGACAGAGGCGAUAGGGUGAGAGCAUUGAUCCUGUCAUUAGCGAGUGGAGGAUUGACAUCUGAUGAAUUUAAGGUCGCCCUGCAAGAAGCAACCAAUUUUCCACUGCGACCUCACGUUUUACCGUUCUUGAAAACUCAUAUUCCUUAUUUACAAAGAGACAUCGCUGGAAUGGCCAGAUCCUGCAACCUGUCAACCCUACAAUAUGUUCGAACAAAUGAGAACAGUGUAUUCGAAAACACUCAUGCAACGGAACACUCUGACAUAUUUUUACCGAUUGAGGUGAGUAGCAGUAACGGGGGCACAACAGUAAAUGGAAAUGGUGUUAUAUUGAAGCGAAGGACAUCGGACAGUUUGUAUGAAAAUCAAAGUGUACCAACAACUGAAGCAUGGAAUGAUUAUUUACUGCCCGCCAAACGACCACAUUUGAUAGUAAAUUCGAAUGCUCAACUAUUUACUUCACAACCGCCGUUAUUCGAUUAUCAUUCCGGUGGAGCACAUAUUGAGCCGUUCACAUCAAUUUUAGAAAAAGGUUCGCAGCGUGACGAUCGUGAAAUUCGUGGUUCAAUCGGUUCGGAUUCGCAGCGAAACAAUCGGUCGAGUGGUGGCGGCGAAGAUGAAUGGAAAAACAUUCACACGAUGCUCAAUUGUAUAUCGGCAAUGGUCGACAAAACAAAACGUGCAAUAACGAUAUUACAGCAGAGAGUUGUCGAAACGCCCCAUCAAUCAUAUGCCGAAUCCAGCUUCGCCGAAAUGAAACGACAAACCGAAGAAAAGGUUACCGAGUUUCGGCGCAAUGCCGAAGAGGCUGUAAAUCAAGUAAAACGACAGGCAGUUAUUGAGAUACAACGGGCGGUUUCGACAGCUGAAAGUCGAGCGGUUGAAAUGAUUGCACAGGAACGAAUAAAAAUGUUUUCCGAAUUAAGUAAAAAUAAUUCGGACGAUAAUGACAACCAGACAGCGGUGAUACCGAUUCCUGGAUCAACGAAUGUUUGCUGGAAUUGCGGACGGAAGGCGAAUGAGACAUGUUCGGGAUGCAAUUUGGCUAGAUAUUGUGGAGCAUUUUGCCAGCACAAAGAUUGGGAACAGCACCAUCAGAUUUGCAGCAACAAUCGCAUCGAAACCACAAGCACCGCCAAGGUGCCACCACAUUUCCGUGGUGCCGUUCCACCUGCCCGAACAUCGCCGAACCAACAGAAUGUCAAUAUUACAAAUGGUGGCAUAUCAUCGGUCGGUCUAAAAUGACAAACGAAAGACUUAAAAUCAAAGAAAAAAUAUUUGUGCUAGUCAAUGCAAAAGAAACCAAUCAUUGUGUAAAAGAGAGUAAACAAUUUCAGAUUUAAAAAUAACAAAAAAGAAGAAGAAAAUUAGCUGCAAGACUCGGUCAUUUUUUUCUCAGUGGUAGUGUUUGGCACAAUUUUUAUGCAUCGCUCAUGAGUUUUUAGCAAUUUGUUACACGUUGGAUUAAAUUUCCAAUUUUUUGUCGGUUUCUUUCUUUUGCAAAAUUGAAUUUUACAGUCAAAGCCAAACUAGAAGUUAGUUAAUGUACGCCCCUUUUUCGUGUCGUAUAGAAUUGUAUCCCAUAUGGAAAUUACGGUUCGUUUCCAAUCCAAAGGAGUUAUAGUUCAACCUUUUUCAGUGCAAUAUAAAUUAGCGUACAGUGGAUAGGUAUAAGACAUUCGAAACGUAUUUAUUUGUGUACCUUAAUUGUUUGUUUGUUUUUUUUUGUUUCCUUCUCGUUAAUUUAGCUUAAAACAAUUACAAUUUUUAAUUAAGGCUAAGCUAUUUAAAUGCAAUUUUAAUUCAGAAAUAAAAUUUAAAGAAAA